AUGGCUAAAAUCGCAUCUAUCGUGUACUACCGCGUGAAGCCGCGAUGGCUGAUGGUCAAGGUUGUCGACGAGAACGGUGAGCACGGAUGGGGUGAGGCGACUCUUGAAGGUCACGAUCUCGCUGUUGAAGGGUGUCUCGAUGAGAUGAUACCUCGCAUUAUCGGGGAGGAAGCAAAUGAUAUCGAGAACAUCUGGCAGACAUUUUGGCGGCAUGGCUUCUACCGUGGAGGUCGCAAUCUGAAAGUCCCGAUUUACGAGCUCCUCGGUGGAAAGGUUAGAAACAAAGUUCAAGUCUACUGUUGGAUCGGAGGCGACCGUCCUUCAGACGUUGAGGCAGCUGCUAAAAAGCGUCUGGAACAAGGCCUCACGUGCGUAAAAAUGAAUGCCACCGAGGACCUGGGAUGGAUCGACUCCCCAUCAGCUCUCGAUAGCACUGUUGAACGCCUCAAGCAAGUCAAGGCACUCGGUCUCGAUGUCGGUCUGGACUUCCACGGACGCUGCCACAAAGCCAUGGCCAAGCAGCUCGCCAGAGCACUCGAGCCUCACGGACCUUUAUUUAUCGAGGAACCAAUUCUUUGUGAGCAUCCAGAAGCUAUCAAGAAGCUAUCAGACCAGACCGUUAUUCCCAUCGCCUUCGGAGAAAGGCUAUACACCCGAUGGGACGUGAAGCGAUUCCUGGAAGACUCAAGUGUGGAUAUUCUACAGCCAGAUAUCGCUCAUGCUGGUGGAAUCUCAGAAACGAAGCGCAUAGCCAACAUGGCAGAAGCAUACGAUGUCGCCAUCGCGCCGCAUUGUCCUUUAGGACCAGUGGCCUUCGCGGCUUCUGUGCAGGUGGCUUUAUCGACACCCAAUUUUGCCAUCCUUGAGAUGAGUUUGGGAAUGCACUACAACACUGAGGCAGGUGAUAUUGAUCUUCUUACAUACCUAAAGAACCCAAGCGUCUUUGAUCUUGACAGUGGAUAUAUCAGGGCACCUACCGGUUAUGGACUUGGUAUUGACAUUGACGAGGAAAUGGUGAUACGAAUUGCGAAGGAGACGGAGCCCUGGCAGUGCAAGACGUUCCAUGGACCCGACGGCGGGAUUCGUGAGUGGUAG
Messenger RNA from Fusarium graminearum PH-1, 1095 nucleotides. RefSeq lists its product as uncharacterized. Gene Ontology annotation, biological process: amino acid catabolic process. NCBI's taxonomy places the organism in Eukaryota, Fungi, Ascomycota, Sordariomycetes, Hypocreales, Nectriaceae. The coding region runs from base 1 to 1095 and encodes 364 amino acids. The transcript is spliced from 4 exons. The record is from RefSeq and is a predicted model, not a curated record.